AUGCUGCCCAGAAUAAAUACAAAAUCCAACCAACAUGUUGUAUCUCGACCAUCUGAAGAAAGACCACGUUUAUACAGCAUUCUUUUAGGGAAUCAACAGGUCGCUUUCCAAAUGGCGUUACGGGUGCAACAUUGUAAGAAAGCCAUGGAAUUUUUUAUAAACUUCAGUAGCGGCAGUCGAGCCUUGCUGCAUUAUCAAGAGCUCCCUGGACGAGUGCUUGAUUUUGAUCACACUGAAACUCCUGCAGAUCAACAAGGAAAAGGCAUUGCUAAGAUCCUUGUUACAGGUACUACUCCAAUGAAGUCUUUUCAGGAAGGUCUCAAAUAUGCAGCUGAGAAUAACUACAAAAUAAAACCAACAUGUCCGUAUGUGGCAAAGUAUGUGAAUGAAAAGGGAACACCCGAUGAGAAGAAGCUUGUAGUUCACUAG
This is a messenger RNA of Cooperia oncophora, 429 nucleotides long. The record is from the annotation of a GenBank genome assembly. NCBI's taxonomy places the organism in Eukaryota, Metazoa, Nematoda, Chromadorea, Rhabditida, Trichostrongylidae.